AUGCCAUCUAGCUCUACUCUUUUAGAGUCUAGCUCCAACACAGCUCAAGAGACCCUGACGGAGCCCGAGCCACGGAAAGAGCAAAGCUCGGAUCCGCUCUUGUCCCCAUCUACUCCGCUCCCUGAAGAAGCUCCACAGCGGGCCCCAUCUAAUCAGCGCUCUGAAGUCAUGGCCGAUUCCAGCGCGACGACAACCGCCGUCGGCUCAGAAACCAAAUAUGACGCCGAGCCGCCGCUCGAUAACAAUACCACCAAGCCAGAUGGGAAAUCAGCGGUCGCUGUGUCGGAAAAUGCCGCGGUAAAAUCCGCUUGUAAAAAACACCCGACCAAGGAAUCGGAUCCCAACAGCCGCAACCGCGACUCGAAAAAGAAGGGCCAUAAGUCUACCAAAACCUCGUCUAUAGUAACGCCGAGCGAUGAUAGCUCCGAGGGGUCGAGUUCUUCGGCUGAAAGCCCCAGCGCUGAAGAGACUGCUUCCGAUGAGGAAGAAUCCCCCUCUAGUUUGUCCGAGUCGGCGCCGGAAAGGACGCAUCGGCGAAGAGGGACAAAGAGCAAGGCGAAGAAGUCACUGAGAGGCAGUCGGAAGAAGAAGACCCGGUCGCAGUAUGAGUCCGAGUCCGAGUCUGACAUAGAGGACAGUGAAGACGACGACACAGUCCUUGAUGAGAAGGCUGUCAAGAGGCUUGUGACCAAGCUCAGAGCGAGGAAGAAGGCCAAGAAACUUCGGUCCAAGGAGGAUUCAUCGGAGGAUCCGCAAGAUGAGGAUGAGGAUGCUGAUCCAGAUGACAUGGCACUCUUACUCGCGGAGGAGCGGUUGGCCUCGCUGAAACUCAAACGAGGUGAUGGUAGACGUCGUAACAGAACGCGCGGUAAACGAAGCUUGUCCGACGGACAGGUAGACGGCCUAAAAGGCUCCCAGAGGUCGAAAGGAAGGAAGAAGGCCCCCGCUUCAAAGAUAGCUUUCAAGCGAGUGGAUCAAUUGUGGGACAAUACCAUCCAUAACUUUAAGCUUACAGAGACCGUGGAUGACCCGGAUGCCAAUGAAUGGAAUCAAUAUCUCUUCACCGUCCGCCGCAGGUUUGACUGGGAUAACAAGUACACAGAAACAGUGGUAGACUUGAAAAGCAAGUACAUUCGUGACGCGCUGACCAAGGUGAUGGAUGGCGUCAAAGGGGUCAGCCUAGUGCAGGAGACUGCUGCUGUUGACCCAAAUAUGCUUUUCUUAUACCUUGAGGAGACUCGUCAAUACAUGAAGGAUCUAAGGCAACAGGCGAAAACGGAGAAGAAGAGGAAAGCAAAAAAGAUAGCUGCGACCAAGGCGGCUCAUCUCAAGGUUCUGAUCAAGUAUCUGGAUACCGAUUACUCUGAAAUCAAAAAGACCCUGUACCCGCUGUUAGAAGCCAACACGAUUACCUUCGAUCUAUUAUGGGCGCUGUUCAAGCCGAACACCAUUGCCUACACGCCAACAUACGGGAAUCAGGACGAACCACGUGCUUUCAAGAUUGAGUACGCCACUAAGGAGUCCUCGUUUAUGAAAGGUCAAUGGUACAGUAUCGAGGGGCGCUAUCUCGAAUACGAUGGGAAGACCUUCGGCAUGGGAACGAUGUUGGCUGAAGUGGAAAGCUUCAAGGGUGCUCGUAAGAUUACCACUCUCAGUUGCUACCCGCUGAAGUACCAUCGUGAGACCGAGGAUGUCAAGGCCAAACUAAUUGAGAGGGGUAAGAAAUUUGUUUCACUAAGGGGGACGAACUACCGGUUCCUCAAAGGCAUGGCCUUCUAUAAGAAGAAGCGCUCCGUCAUCAAGGUCAACAUCAAUGGGAGAGUCAUGAUCGACCCUGCACUUCACCGUCGGAUCAACCCUAACUACCCUAUCAGCACUGUCCGUCCGAAGGAUCCGGACUUUCUCGAUGACUCAGAUGGUGACGGUAGUGAUGGCGGAUGCUGCUGUGCCAUGUCGGAAUCUGACUCAGAUGAGCCGUUUGUCCACCGUCAGGACUCGGACGCUCCCAGAGUCCGGUACAAGGUCAUCCAGGACAAGGAAGGCAAGCCUCAGGUGGUUGAAGUCGAGCUCGAUGAAAAUGGCAAUGAGAUCCAGAAAGAACAGAUAGAUGAAGUAGAGGAUCCUUCUGAGCGAGACUUUACCGAGGAAGAACUCUUGAUUGCCAGUCCGGUAGUUCUAGGAUUCGCCUUUAGCGAAAAACUGUGGCUGGAAUUCAGCAUCUCGGGCAUCAGUGACAUUGAUUGGAAUGAGGAUGCGUUCGAUUCACUUGUCCUCCCAGAUAAUCAAAAGUCAAUCGUCAAGGCCCUUGUGGAAUCCCACACUUUCUGCGCCGCCCAGAACAUCGAUGAUGUUAUCCAGGGCAAGGGCAAGGGUCUAGUCGCCGUAUUGCAUGGACCUCCAGGUACAGGUAAAACGCUUACAGCUGAAGGCAUCGCCGAGUUGCUGAAGCGCCCAUUGUACAUGGUCAGCGCCGGAGAGCUCGGAACGGACUCACGUACCCUGGAGGCUGAACUCAACAAGAUCUUGGAUAUUGCCCAUUCAUGGGGCGCUGUGCUUCUGCUCGACGAGGCAGACAUAUUCCUUGAGAAACGUACGAUCCAGGAUAUCCACCGCAACGCUCUUGUUAGCAUCUUCCUCCGUCUCCUGGAGUACUUUCAGGGUAUCCUUUUCUUGACAACCAACCGGGUGGAAACUUUCGACGACGCCUUCCAAUCACGAAUUCAUGUCGCCCUGCGAUACGGAGACCUUACUACCAAGGCUAAGCGAAGCGUCUGGAAGAUGUUCCUCGGGAAAGUCCAGGCAAUGGAUGGAGUGCAAACAGCCACCUUCACCGAAAAGGAUUAUGACGCUCUCGCUCGUCACAAUCUCAACGGACGUCAGAUCAAAAACUCCGUCCGCACAGCGCAAGCCCUAGCCGUCAACGAGAAGACUCCCCUUUCCAUGGAACAUAUCAAGAAAGUCCUAGAGGUCGCAAAAACAUUCGAUCACGAUCUCCGCGGCGGAACAGGAUACAUGGAUGCGAUGAGAAGCUACACAUAA
This is a messenger RNA of Aspergillus alliaceus, 3039 nucleotides long. RefSeq names its product ATP-binding protein. The record is from RefSeq and is a predicted model, not a curated record. NCBI's taxonomy places the organism in Eukaryota, Fungi, Ascomycota, Eurotiomycetes, Eurotiales, Aspergillaceae. The transcript has 3 exons. The coding region runs from base 1 to 3039 and encodes 1012 amino acids. Gene Ontology annotation, molecular function: ATP hydrolysis activity; ATP binding.